UACACCCAACCCCAUCCCUCUUUCUCGACAACCAAUAUUCUCCAAAACUUCUAGUUUCUCGUAUUAUCAAAAUGGUGAUGGGUAUCUACGUUAAAACCAUGACCGGAAAGGUGAUCAAUCUCGAAGUCGAAAGCUCAGACACUGUGGAAAACGUCAAGGCCAAGAUCCAAGACAAGGAAGGCGUUCCGGCCGACCAACAAAAACUUAUCUUCGCCGGAAAGCAGCUUGAAGAAGGCAGAACACUAGGUGAUUACAAUAUCCAGAAGGAUGCUACCAUCUUUUUGGUUCUACGUCUCCGUGGUGGGAUGCAAAUAUUUGUGAAGACCCUGACCGGAAAGACUAUCACGUUGGAGGUGGAGAGUUCGGAUACUAUCGAUAACGUCAAGGCCAAGAUUCAGGAUAAAGAGGGCAUCCCGCCAGACCAGCAGCGGUUGAUCUUUGCCGGAAAACAGUUAGAUGAUGGUCGUACUUUGGCGGAUUAUAACAUCCAGAAGGAGUCUACGCUUCAUCUUGUGCUCAGGCUAAGGGGAGGGAUGCAGAUAUUCGUCAAGACCUUGACGGGGAAGACGAUCACUCUAGAGGUCGAGAGUUCGGAUACUGUUGAUAAUGUCAAGGCAAAAAUUCAGGACAAAGAGGGGAUCCCGCCCGACCAGCAGCGGUUAAUCUUUGCGGGUAAACAAUUGGAUGAUGGUCGGACUCUUGCUGAUUAUAACAUUCAGAAAGAGUCUACCCUUCACCUUGUUCUUCGUCUCCGCGGUGGGGUUUGAUGAUAUUGUGGUUGGUGGUUAUGUGGUGGAUUGUGGUUUCGUUUAAUGGUUUUUAUUUUCUCAUGAAUUGAACAGUCUUUUGUUAAUUUGGAAUGGAACUUGGUUUUGUGGUUAA
Messenger RNA from Helianthus annuus (common sunflower), 882 nucleotides. RefSeq names its product polyubiquitin. Gene Ontology annotation, molecular function: ubiquitin protein ligase binding; protein tag activity. Gene Ontology annotation, cellular component: nucleus; cytoplasm. The coding region runs from base 72 to 767 and encodes 231 amino acids. NCBI's taxonomy places the organism in Eukaryota, Viridiplantae, Streptophyta, Magnoliopsida, Asterales, Asteraceae. Gene Ontology annotation, biological process: protein ubiquitination; modification-dependent protein catabolic process. The transcript has 3 exons. The record is from RefSeq and is a predicted model, not a curated record.